Molecule: messenger RNA, 1319 nt
Organism: Cladophialophora immunda
Lineage: Eukaryota; Fungi; Ascomycota; Eurotiomycetes; Chaetothyriales; Herpotrichiellaceae
Exons: 1
Coding region: 278-1177 (299 amino acids)
Source: RefSeq, a predicted model, not a curated record
UCGAAACCCCCAGGUAGGGCGUGCCCAAAAGGAACAUAGAUAUCAAUGGGCUUCUUUGCCUCGUGUUACUCCUCAGGAUUGUUUCUUUUUGAGCUCUGCAUCUAUCUCCCUUCGAUCCUUUCUGUUUUUUGAUAUUGUUUCCAUUUCAGCGGUGCUGACACUGUUGGUCUCUUUCCCGGGCUACGUCUGUCCUUACCACUCGGGCCUUUUGCUUAUUGCGCUGGACGCUGGACACUCGUCGUUACUAAAAAGACAAUCAUAAUCUCUAAUCUCAGACAUGGCAAUGGAUCCUCGUCGGAAGAGCACAGGCAACGGAGCCUUCCUCAUCUCCAAUGCUCGCUCUCAAUCUACCACAAAGACGGACACCGCACUUCCGCCUCGACCUCGCAACCGAGUCUUAUACCGACUACACAAAUUCCGGACCGUCCUGCUGCCAAUCCUCCUGGUCUUGACCUUCAGCACGUUGAUCCUGGCGGCCAUCUACGCCUAUUGCGUCGCGAAGCCCUACACGGAUAUCGCAGACCGUCUGGCGACGGACGUCGACGCCGAAGCCAAUUCUUCCAUCUUCGGCAAACGGGACACGGCACCCUAUGCCUCCAACUCGGUAUCGAGCCCGGCGCCCUCGACGACCAACACGUCCAUCUAUGCCGCUGAAACCCAGCCCGAAACCGCCCUCCUGUUCUAUGCUCUUACCGCUCCGGGUCUUUCUCUGAUCCACCUCGUCCUGGAGCUCACCAUGCACCACAACACCCCUCGGCUCCUUUCCCUUCGCAAGGCCUACAUCGCCUUGCUCGCGACUUCCUCCCUCCUCGUCUGUGGCUGGAUCACCUCCCUCUCCCUGUGGAUGCACUGCGAACUCCCCAUCUUCAACCAAAGCAUCCCCGGCCAGGCCGUGUGCCCCGUGCAAGUCAGGGGCCACUUCAUGUAUGGCAUUCACGAAGUCAGCAUUGCAAGAAUCGUCGUGGGUUGGCUUGCCGUCAUCAUGUACGCAGGUCACAUGGUGGUGACGGUGAUGGGUUACCGGGCACAAAGGAGGAUCUGGAGGAUCAUUGGUCCUCAAAAGGGCGAUGGUGAUGUGGAAAUGGCACAUGGGGAGGCGAGGGUUACUGUGGUCAAAUUCGGGGACAAUGUGAAAGCCCGUGACGGAGCGUUGGCGAAGGAGACGGCCGUGGUAUGACGUUGUCGCGGACCCAUGAAAUUAUGAAACUUGCUAUCCACGGCGUAAUGUAAAUAUAACCGGCUACUGGGAUAGCCAUUUUGUUGAAAAAGGGAUGGGAUACAUCGUGAUCUUACCUUGAUCACCACACAUUGGCGACGCA